This is a messenger RNA of Python bivittatus (Burmese python), 4019 nucleotides long. It is a transcript of the gene NINJ2, whose product is annotated as ninjurin 2. Gene Ontology annotation, biological process: tissue regeneration; cell adhesion. The record is from RefSeq and is a predicted model, not a curated record. Gene Ontology annotation, cellular component: membrane. NCBI's taxonomy places the organism in Eukaryota, Metazoa, Chordata, Lepidosauria, Squamata, Pythonidae.
UCCAGAAGGCUACCGAGACUUGAUCUCUUGUGUGGGUUCAAGAGGACUGAGCAGAAAACCUGGGGAGCCAAAAGAUGGGAUCGGAAGGAGAAAUGAUCAACUUUCAUGCCUCUAAUCCUGGCUUCCGUGGGGAAAAUGUAAUCAACAUAAACCAUUAUGCUACCAAGAAAAGUGUGGCAGAGAGCAUGCUGGAUGUGGCCCUAUUUAUGGCCAAUGCUGCACAGCUGAAGGCAGUGCUGGAACAGGGACCUUCGUUCCACUAUUACGCAGCUCUGAUAGCUCUCAUCAGCAUUUCUCUCUUCUUCCAGAUGGCCAUUGGCAUUCUCCUUAUUGUGAUGGCUCGACUGAACCUGAAUGAUGUGGCCAAACAGCAGCGCCUGGACUUGCUCAACAAUAUUGCCACAGUCCUAGUUUUCAUCACGGUCAUUAUCAACAUCUUCAUUACGGCCUUUGGGGUGCAGAAGACAGGGCUGUAUCCAAACUUUUAUGGACGAAGGCUCUACUGAUUCUUGAAAGAGUUGGUGCACGUGGCAGUUGACUGGGAUAUAAUUCGGCAGCUGACCUCAAGCCUGAUGUGUAACAAGGAACUUCCUGAGUUCAAAUACAACCACGUGGAACCAGCUUAAGCCUGUUUCUGCAGCUCUAAAGUGUUAAUGGAUUUCUCAGAAGAGGCACUCUUUGAUUUUGAUCCAUUUAUAAGCUUCCUUUUUUUCUCAACCUGUUUUCUAACUCUAUCAUUCUGUAAUGAGCUCUACAUGCCAUUCUGGAAAAAGAUUGCCUACUCCUAAAACAACCUGAUUGGGAAAGGCACAAUCUUAAACAAAAACAAGACCCAGUCCCCAAGGACUCCACUGUUAAUAUAGACAUAGGAAACUUAUUGCCCUAUACAGGUUUGUUGAAGUCCAGCCCCAGCCAGCAUGGCCAAUAGUCUGAGAUGAUAGGAGUUAUAUGGUAGCUGGAGGACCAUAAGUUCCCCAUGCCUGAGUUAUGGCACAUUCCUGGGACAUGUGCUUGUCAUUACAUCACUUGCUACAAAUGCAGAGACACAGCAGUUCCAGGAUCACAGAUUCUGAGAACCCUUUCAGAAACUACUAAUGAACAUUUUUAAGUUCAAGGAUAUUGUAUAUCCAGUUUUUGUUCUAGGAAAACCUGCCUUCACAAUCAGAACACUGGGAAAUAUGACAUUAUCCCAGAGAGCUAGAGGCUUCAGUACAAACAUGGAACUCCCCUCCAAUAUUCAUCUGGGGUGUCCCUGUUAGCCAAAAGCCCCAUAUCAUUUGCUGCAGGAAAAGUAACUUUGCUCACCCAGAUAUUUGAGCAUGGAACCACUCCUCAGGUUCAAAAGGCUAUAGAAAGCAUACGGAUCUUAAUUUUAAAUUUCUAUUUUCUAUUAAUCAUUAAUUUAUCAUUUUGUUAAAAUACAGAUAAGUGCAAGCGGCUACCUGUAUGCAGUAUCUGAUAAGUAAGCUACAGUAUAAACCUCCACUAGCUUUAAUAAUAAUGUUUAUAGGCAUGCAUGUUAUUUUAAGGCUUUACAAAUGAAUCUUGUUUUGCAAAGAGUGAAAGGUUCUGAAAACAUGUUUUUUCUACUUUUGCAUUAUUUUAAAAGGCAGUUUUGUGGUCACAGUUGCAACUGGGGCACCCUUUGAUAUUCCAAAUAUUAUUUGCUUUCUCUUUAUUUAUUGAAAUAUAUUUUAUCCAAAGGUGUUAUUUGGUUUCUAUGUGCUACAGCUAUGUUAAAGAUAGGUCAGCUAAAGUUUUUAGAGCUAUCUAUAUGUUUAUAUUUCAAUGAUUAUAGGACAGUAUAAAUAAUUAACUUGAUCUGGAAAUGAAGACAGUGCCAUGGGCUUAUAUUUCCUAUUCCUUGCAGAAGGUAUUCCUAUAUUUAGGCUAUUGGAUUUUCCUGAACUGUGGUGGGACUGCAUAUGGAUGAGGUCAAAAGAUUAUCCCAAUCUCACAGCAAGUUAGCUGUUUGAAGGUGAGGAGAUGUUUCUUCUCAGCUAGAGAAGUUUGAUUUAGUCCAGUCCUUAAAAAACGUUGAUUUAUCAGAAAUGGCAAGAGACAUUCCUUAAUAUGAUAUGCAUAUUCUGUUCCGUGUUGAGUUUUGAGGGCUGAGAAAUGUGGCUGAAAAGUAUUGUACUGUAAAUACCUCCCCCUAGUGCUGUCUAUCAGAUUCAAGACAUAGCAGGUCUAUAUUUCCAGUUCCUUGUUUUCAUUAUAGCAUAUUCAUUAUAUCCAAGAACUCAGAUUUUAUAUCUACUUUAUUUGCCACCAUUCAACCAAAUUGCUUCUUAAUUAACCCAAGAAAGUGACGGGUUGUCGCAAGGGAAAAAUGUAUCGCAUUCAAUGCUUUCAGACUUCACUACAAACCCAUCUAUAUACAGUAGCUAGCCAGCUGACAAAACUUGAUUAGAAAUUAUAGAGGCAACUCUUGAAUAGCCUUAAUUUUUUCCUAAAAGUUAACAGGAUGCAUUUGGAACAGAAGACAGGGAGGAUGGUAAACUGAAGAUGCAGCUAAUUCAGAUUUAUUUUAGGUAAAAAUGCUAUAUAACUUCUACCUGAGGGAACAUAGAGACUGGUUGACAGAGGCAGAUUCAUCAGUAGAUAUAUUUAACUGUUUCAAUGAAAAGAAGUGCUGAGAAUACAGAACACAAAAUAAAACCAGGUGUCUACACCUGAAUAGAACAGUGUGUGGUUUUAAAUUAAGAAAAGGAGCUUAAAAUAUUCCUUCGUUGGACUGAUGUCUCGGUAUCAAACACAGCUCAUAUCACAUACUGACCAACUUUGAUCCAAGGAUGGAUGGAUAAAUAGAUUUUAUGUAUUUAUUUACAAAAUUGUAUACUGCCCACUUUUAUAGAUUCUGAUUUUAAGUCAAAACAUCAACUUCAAAUCAGAACAUACAUCAAACCAUACUCCCAUCCCCAAUUAAAAUAGCCUCAGAACAAAAACCUAAGUGGCCACCAGGCAUCAUUAGAUGAAGCACUGAAUGUCUGCUGAAAAAGAAGCAUCUUCAGUGGCUUUCACAAUGCUAGCAGUGACGGGGUCAGGCAUACCUCUCGAGGUAGUAUGUUCUACAACAUUAGAGCCACUCCAUUCCACCACAUUCCUCUUCAGAAGGGCUUACCUCUUGAGAGGAUGGGACCCUUAGCAGAUCAUCUCAUAGGAGAGUCAGAGUCAUUCUGAAUAUAGUGAUCCCUUUGAGUUUGGGACUACACCAUGUGGGGCUUUUUAGGUAAUAACUAGCACUUGCAGUUGAGCCCAGAAGCUGACUGGCAACAAAUGUGGACCACAGAGUAGGUGUUAUACUGCAUAAUAUCAACAAUCUGGCUGCUGUUUUCUGGACUAGUUAUAGCUUAUGAGCCACUUUCAUAAGCAGUCCUGCUGUAUGUAGAAUGCAUUGCAGUAGUAAGACUCAUGGUGUUAAGGGGGUGAGUUAAGCAGGGGCUUAACUGGCAUACCAGCUAAAGCUGGGCAAAGGUUUCCCUGGCUACAGCCUCUACUGUUGUUCAAGCAGGAGGUGCGAGUCUGGAAGAAGGCCCUGGUCACAGACUUGUUCUUUGAUGGGGGCCUGACAGUUGGAGCCCACGUCUCUGGAAAGUUAUGAUGUUUACAUACAGAUAGCAGCUCUAUCUUGCCAGGGUUUAGGUUAAGUUUGUUUCUCCCUGUCCUGUCCUCGAGGCAUUGGAUCAAGAUUCCCAUAGCAUUUCCAGUCUGGCCUGGGUUGGCAAUACAUGACUGAAUAUCAUGAGCAUACUGAUGAUAUCUCACUCCACCUCAGCGGACAAUCACACCCAAUAAUUUUAUAUACUUGGUGAAUAACAUGGGAGAGAAUAUCAAACCAUGUUGCACUCAACUUUGGAGCAAUUACAAGCUCAAUUGCUGUUUCCUGCCUGCCAACUGGGACUACCCGCUCAGCAGCACAGCCGCAGCAAAAUGGUGCCUCACCCUGAAUGCAUGCAAGCAGUCCGGAGGAACACCCAAGAGUUCCAGGAUACAUAGGAAUGAGAAGACUGGGAAUU